Messenger RNA from Monodelphis domestica (gray short-tailed opossum), 4729 nucleotides. RefSeq names its product adaptor related protein complex 4 subunit beta 1 (gene AP4B1). Gene Ontology annotation, molecular function: clathrin binding. The record is from RefSeq and is a predicted model, not a curated record. Gene Ontology annotation, cellular component: clathrin adaptor complex; membrane coat. Gene Ontology annotation, biological process: vesicle-mediated transport; intracellular protein transport. Lineage: Eukaryota; Metazoa; Chordata; Mammalia; Didelphimorphia; Didelphidae.
AGAAGGAGGCGGGACUUCUGGAAGGCAGUCGGAAACAAACAGGAUCGGGGGGCGCGGAGGCUUCUGGCCUGAGAGGGCGGGGAUUCGUGGUGACUGGGAAGUUGUGGGGGAAGGUUCUUCUCUUAGUUUCACAUUGAUUAAGGACUGUAGGAACUGCCUCAGGGAUAGCCUGGAGAGAUGCCAUACCUAGGCUCCGAGGAUAUAGUAAAGGAACUGAAGAAAGCUCUGUGUAACCCCCACAUUCAGGCUGAUAGACCUCGUUAUCGGAAUGUCAUUCAGAAGGUUAUUAGGCAUAUGACUCAGGGUGUGGAUGUGUCCAGUGUCUUCAUGGAAAUGGUGAAGGCUAGUGCUACUGUGGAUAUUGUACAGAAAAAGCUGGUAUAUCUGUACAUGUGCACAUAUGCCCCCCUGAAACCGGACCUUGCUCUCCUGGCCAUUAAUACACUAUGCAAGGACUGCUCAGACCCCAACCCCAUGGUCCGAGGAUUGGCACUCAGGAGCAUGUGCAGCCUUAGGAUGCCUGGAGUGCAAGAGUAUAUCCAACAACCUAUUCUGAAUGGCCUUCGGGAUAAAGCCUCCUAUGUCAGGAGGGUGGCAGUCCUUGGCUGUGCAAAGAUGUAUAAUCUCCAUGGAGACUCUGAAAUAGAUGGUGCCCUGGUGAAUGAACUGUACAGUUUGCUUCGAGAUCAGGAUCCCAUUGUAGUGGUGAAUUGCCUGAGGGCUCUGGAGGAGAUCUUGAAGCAAGAGGGAGGUGUUGUCAUCAAUAAACCUAUUGCCCACCAUCUUUUAAAUCGAAUGCCAGACCUGGAUCAGUGGGGCCAGGCUGAGGUGCUGGGCUUCCUGUUACGCUAUCAACCCCGAAGUGAGGAGGAACUCUUUGCCAUCCUCAAUCUGUUGGAUAGUUCUCUUCAGAGCAGCAGCCCUGCUGUGGUGAUGGCAGCCACCAAACUCUUUCUCAUUUUGGCAAAAGAAUUCCCUCAUGUGCAGACGGAUGUGCUUGUUAGAGUCAAAGGGCCCUUGCUGGCAGCCUGCUCAUCAGAGAGCCGGGAGCUCUGUUUUGCUGCACUCUGCCAUGUUCGACGGAUCCUCCGUAGUCUGCCUGGCCACUUCAGUAGCCACUACAAAAAGUUCUUCUGCUCCUACUCAGAGCCACAUUACAUCAAGCUGCAGAAAGUGGAAGUGCUGUGUGAGCUGGUGAACGAUGAGAAUGUCCAGCAGGUGCUAGAGGAGCUCCGGGAUUACUGUACUGAUGUGUCAGCUGACCUGGCACAGGCUGCCAUCUUUGCCAUAGGUGGCAUUGCCAGGACCUACACAGAUCAGUGUGUUCAGAUCCUAACAGAGCUGCUAGUGCUCAGGCAGGAGCACAUCACCUCAGCGGUGGUGCAGACUUUCCGAAACCUGGUUUGGCUUUGUCCUCAGUGCACGGAGGCUAUAUGUCAGGCCCUCCCUGGCUGUGAGGAGAGCAUCCAGGACAGUGAGGGGAAGCAGGCACUGAUCUGGCUCCUUGGAGUACAUGGGGAAACAAUCCCAAAUGCUCCAUAUGUGUUGGAGGACUUUGUGGAAAAUGUGAAGGCGGAGACAUUUCCAGGAGUUAAGAUGGAGUUAUUGACCGCACUGCUGCGCCUCUUUCUCUCCCGCCCUGCUGAGUGCCAGGACAUGUUGGGUCGUCUGCUAUAUUACUGCAUAGAGGAGGAAAAGGAUAUGGCAAUACGGGACCGUGGGCUCUUCUACUAUCGCCUCCUCUUAACUGGCAUUGAUGAGGUGAAGCAAAUCCUAUGUAGCCCCAAGUCUGACCCUUCUCUUGGACUCCUGGAGGACCAAGCAGAAAGACCUGUGAACAGCUGGGCCUCUGAGUUUAACACAUUAGUGCCGAUGUACAGCAAAGCGUGCUGGGCAGCUAUCUCUUCGCUUCAGGUGUCAGAGCCUCGUGGUCCUGAACCUUCAGGCACGGGGGUCCUCUCUCCAUCAGGAUCUUUAAUUUCAGAGAACAAAGCAGAACUGCAGCCUUUGUCUGACUCAGGAUCUUUCCUCCUAGUUCCAAAUGGCCAGCUGACUGCUGAGCAGUUUGAGAAAACUUGGCUGAGCCUGGAAGUGGCCCACCAAGAAGUUCUGCCCUGGCAAGGAGUAGCCCAUCCGGACACCAUCCAGACAGCUCUGCAAAUGGUGAACAUCCAGACCAUCGCCCUGAGCAAGGCUGGUGUCCAGCCCUGGAAGGCCUAUCUUAGUGCCCAGGAUGGUUCAGGCUGUGUCUUCCUAACGGAACUGCUAUUAGAUCCUGAGCACUUGCAAGUGCGCCUCUCAGUGAAGCAAAGCCACGUCAAGGCAGAAGCCCUGAAUAGCUUUAUUUCUGUCUUAAAAACUGUGAUUGGAACAAUUGUGGAUAUAAAAUCUUGAUAGAUUCUUGCUGCCUUUGCAUAGAGGUAUAAAUAUGAUCUACAUUUGUCAUUUGUUUUCAGAGCUAUUCCUUUAGUUUGAAUAAUAUGAGAGGAAAAGGAAGGUAGAAAUCCAGGACCCAAGAUUCUUGGGUAGGUUUUAUGAUCCCAGCUAUGGACAGAUGACUUCACAUCUCCACAUCAGUGUGGUGAAGCCUCAUUCGUGACAGUGUGUAGAAGGAAUUGAAAAUGUUUGGAUGUUUGGCAUCAUGAGAUCUUGGCACUGGCAGGAUCUUCAACACGAUCUACUCUAGCUGGCUCAUAUCAUAGACGAUGACACAGACCUAGGGGGAGGGGUUGACUGGCUCUAAACCACAAGUACCCCACCUUGAACCAGGUUCUUGGCAGCUGAUCAAAUUAUCUGUCGUGCCUCAGAGCGAUACCCUUACAAGUGCCUGAGGCAGGCACUGCAAGCACAUUCCCCCAUUUUGCUGGUGAAGGACCUUGCAUCUCAGAAGGGUGAAAUAGCCUGAAGUUCACACAAUGAGUCAUUAAUCCUGGUAGUAGGAUUCAGAGCCAGCCUUUGUGACCCACUACACAAAGGAAAGCAUAAAGCUAUUCUGGUAGAAGCUUGGACAUUGUUUCUAAUCAGGUAGAAGUCUAUGUAGAUCUAAGCCUUCAUCAUUUCCUAAUAUUAAUGGACAUUGAUCUCCUUGCAGAUAUCUAGGUAUUUAGAUCUAGUAACUGGUUUUUUCCCACUUUAUUUUUCAUUAUCAAAUCAAUUGUCCAGAAAACAUGAAAAAUACAUCCUGAUCACGGGUUCCAUAAUUUAAGUUACAUCAGCCUUAGGGCCACUUGUUAAUCUACAGUAUGAAGAGAAGGAAGUUUAUGCCAACAGAGUGCCCAAACUAGACCUCCUUUACGAAUGUGCUGGUGACACUAUCUGCUGGUGAACACCAGUCUGUCAAAGUGCCCAGAGGCCCAGCAUCAGAAAAUGGGCCACAGCCGACUCACAGAUGGAGUGGCAGGCCAAAGUGCAGAAGUUAUUAGGAACGCGGAGAUCCUGGGGAUAUGCAAAUCAAAUGAAACAGCCCUUGCCCUCAAGGAGAUUAUGUUCUGUCAGGGGAGAUAGUAUGUACGUAUAUAAGUAAAUAUAAGGGAAUUUGGGAGGGAAAGGGCAUUAGCAAUUUGGGGUGGUCUGAGCAGAUUUAAAAGAAACUGGGGGGUUCUUCCAGGCAGAGGUAAAGAGGGAGUGCAUUCCUGGCAUGGGGAACGUGUGUGAGGAGCAGUAAAAAAACCAGUUUGGCUAGGCUGCUAAGUGCCCAAAGGGAGCAUCGUCUUAUUGGCUGUAACUAGGCCAUGAAGGUUUAAAUGCUGAACUUGAUGGAGUGACGUUUCACUCUGUAGGCAGUGAGGAGCCAGCAAGGGACUCGGCCAGGAGUGUGUGGAAGACAGAUGGGAGAAGGAAAGGCGAGGCAGGGAGUAAAUUAGAUGAUUGGAGAGUCAUGGAGAGGUGAUGAGGUGCCAAGCUAGGAUGUGGACCAUGUGAGAAGAGAAAAGGAAACUGAGCUAAGAGACAUUGUAGAGCAAGAGAAGCAACGAAGGGGGUAUAGAGGUGCCAGGAGAGAGCGUGCGAAUCCAGGAUGACUCCUGGAUCGUGCCCUGUGCAAUAAGAAGGAUGGAGUUCUGGACAGAAAGAGGAAAGGCUGGAAGAGGGGCUGGACUUGAGGGAAAAGAAGAGUUCUCUUUCAGACAGGGGACUGGAGUCAGGGGAAGAGGCUUAGGGCUGAAUAGAUUUAGGUGGCAGCCAUAUGCAGAGAGAGUAAGAGGCGUAGGCCUUGGAGUACUCUCUUAAUUGGGAGGAUAGAUUAUGGAUAGCGAUCCAGCAAUGUAGACUGGGAAAGAGAUUGGACAUAUAAAAAUUAAAAGCCAAACUUGUCAUGUCAAACUGAAGAAACAGUAUAACUCGGCUCUUAUGAAUAAUGUUGAAUUAAUACUAAUUAUGGAAGCUGCUGGGAUGAUAAAGUUUUAUUUGGCUGCUUCUAGAUAAUGAGGCAAAAAGGAUAAAUUUAAAUAUGUGCGAAUAUGUAAUGUAUAUAUGAGUAUGUAACUAUGAAUACAUAUACAUAAGAACGUGUGUAUAUAUACAUAUAUACACACUACGCUAUAUUUAAAUUAAAUUGAAAAAUGAUCUAGAAUAAGGACUUACUUCCAUUGACCACUACUACUUUGUACUAAGUAAUCAGGACUUAAAUGACCUUUGGAGUUAAUUCGUUAGUGCUCCCAAAUAGGAACACCUUCCAAUUGCUUGUUGUGACUUUAUUGUUUGAAAUUAAUAAAUAUUAAUCUUCUUUUCA